This is a messenger RNA of Oryza sativa Japonica Group (Japanese rice), 3146 nucleotides long. RefSeq names its product probable jasmonic acid carboxyl methyltransferase 1. NCBI's taxonomy places the organism in Eukaryota, Viridiplantae, Streptophyta, Magnoliopsida, Poales, Poaceae. Gene Ontology annotation, molecular function: S-adenosylmethionine-dependent methyltransferase activity. The record is from RefSeq and is a predicted model, not a curated record. Gene Ontology annotation, biological process: methylation.
UCCCAAAUCCGCCGCCACCACCGUAUCUCGUCGCAUCCUUGGCCCCAUCGCCACCUCCUCUCGAUCUCGUUGCCGCCGCACACAUCGACCUCAAAGUCCCCAAGGCUCGUCCUCCACACCAGUUCUCCUCCCCUUGAGAACACUCUCCUUCCUCCCCAAACGGCGCCUCAGCGACCAUCUCCACAUUUUCCCCAAACUCUGCUGGGAAGGUUGAGAAGACAAUGAAUUGAUCCAACAACUCUGUGCUUUGGUGGACGGGAUCCUUGUGCUGGUCUACUUCUUCAAUUAUCGGUAUGAUUUCUUUGUUUGCAUGAAACCAAAUUUAACUAUUAUGUAUCUUCUUGUGCUUGACCUUUUAAUUUGUUGAUUCAUGCUUCACUAAUGGCUUGUGAUAUGAUGUGUGGUUGCCCUAAUUGAAAACUAUAAUCCCUUCUAAAUAAAAAUAAGUUUCAUGUUUGCGUCCUUAGAUAUGAAUUAGUUUUGUGAUGUUUUUAUUUUGUAAAGGUGCAACAUGGAUAAACAAUGGAUGGAUCUACCUAGAUACACCACAAACUCUCAGUUGGAAUCAUUAGUUAAUAGUUUGUGUUAGUAUUGUCUCUAAAAUUAUAGUAACUAAUUGCAUGUAGGCAUACAGAUGGAUAUGUGGAAGGAGUAACCAGGUUUCUAGAAUUUGCUUUUGCUAAUUCAUCAAAGGGGAACUCAAUAUUAUGCCCUUGCAAAAACUGUGGUAAUAGUUAUUGGACAGAACGUACUACUGUUCGGGAGCACUUGAUUUGUGAUGGUUUCAUGCAAUUGUACAGAACAUGGUUGUUUCAUGGAAAAGAAAGUACUUUUAUGCAUGACGAUGGGGAUCACAGGGUAGAACUAGAGAAGUCAAAUGAAGAGGAUGAUAUUUCUGGUUUUCUUCAAGAUCUAGCAUGUGGGUUGGAUGAGAUGGGAGAUUUAGAAGAGAACAAUGAGGGGCAGCGUAAUGUUGAUAUUGGGGAUUUUUACAAGUUGGUAGAUGAUGCUGGGCAGGAGCUAUGUCCAGGGUGUAAAGACUUCUCAAAGCUUCGCUUCAUUGUUAGAUUACUCCAUAUCAAAUUUCUUGGUGGAUGGAGUGAUAAAAGUUUUGAUUUGCAUCUAGAUCUACUUAAGUAUGCUUUUCCGGCAAGGACAUCACUUCCUAAAAAUUACCAUGAAGCUAAAAAGUUAGUAAAAUGCUUAGGACUUGGAUAUGUUAGUAUUCAUGCUUGCGAACAUGAUUGCAUCUGAAUGUGCUUGUCAAACUGUAGAAAUUAUGUGAAACACGGAAUGGCAGGUUUAUGUGAAACUGUGGAUUAUAUUUACAGGCUAAUUACACUUUCUCCAACGAACUAUCAGUUGGUGAAAAUGGAAUGUGUUGGCAAAGGCUCUACCAUUUCAGGAUAUUAUGUGUGUCGGUAAAAGUCUGUGUUGGCAAAAGCUAGUCAAAGCGCCUACACAACAUGUGUUGGCAAAGGUUUUAUCUGUUGGCAAAGGCUUCGCCGACUGCUGCAACGCCGACUAUGCCAUUAUCUGUCGGCAAAGCCUUUCCCAACACAUGCUCUAUUGUUAAUUCUGCGUUUCCCCUACAUAAUGGCGUGUUGGCAAAAGUGGGUCAUGGUGUAGUGUUAAUUAUUGCAUAUUUUACAAAUUUAAAAGAAACGUAUCUGUAGGUAGUAAUGGUGAUUAAUUAAAUUAUUAUUUUAUAGUUCAGAUAUCACAAAUGUCAGCAUUUCAACAUUUCCAGUCCAACUACAAUGACCAUAGUCCAUAGAGGGCAUUUGUAAGGCUAUAAAUACAUAGCCAGUAUGCUCAGCCUUCAUAUCAUAGCAAGCACAAUCAGAUAUUGAAACAGUGUGCCAUGGCCACCAUACAAAUUGUCCAUAUGAAUCCAGGGCAAGGCGAAACAAGCUAUGCUCGCAACUCUACAAUUCAGGUAUAUGUGUACUUCUUUGCAAUAUACUUCGUUUGAUUUGCUGGUCAUAUGAGUGUUGACUGAUUUCUGAGUUACACAUGCCUUUGAGGAGGACAUCAUAAUUGAAUUGUACUUGUACUUCUGAUCUUCAUGAAAUGAUCAAGAAAACUGCCCAAGAUAGGAUGAAGCCUCUCAUAGAGGAAGCCGUCACAGCCUUCUGCGGAGUAUCUGUUCCCAAGAGCAUGGCAAUUGCGGACUUGGGCUGCUCAUCUGGCCCGAACGCACUCACGCUCAUUUCAUCUACGGUCGAUGCCAUCCACCGUUAUUGUAUGGAAUGCGCGCAGCCACCACCAGAAAUGUGCCUUUUCCUCAACGAUCUUCCAUCCAAUGACUUCAACUCCGUUGCGAAGAGUCUGGCCGAAUUCAAGCACAGCCAGGAUGUGUCCUCUCAUCACGUCGUCGUCGCCAACAUGGUACCUGGGUCAUUCUAUGAGAGGCUUUUCACUUCUGACUCAGUGCAUUUCUUCUGCUCCUCCAUCAGCUUGCAAUGGUUAUCAAAGGCACCUGAAGAACUUGCCAAGAGAAAAAUCCCAAUGUAUGAUAGCGACGAGCGCUUGAGGCUGUUGAACCAUGAAAUUGUUGCCGACGCUUAUGCUCGACAGUUUAGAAAGGAUUUCACGCUAUUCUUGUCCUUGAGGGCUCGAGAACUGGUUCUCGGAGGUCGGUUGAUUUUCUCGCUGAUCGGUAGAUGUUCAAGCAACCCGGCCUCCGUGUCUACUCAAGUAUGGAAAGUGGUAUCUGUAGCCUUGAAUGACAUGGCAUCGAGGGGUGUGAUUAGCAAAGAGAAGUUCGACACAUUCCACAUACCUAUCUAUGCACCUAUGGAAAAUGAAUUAAAUGGGAUAAUUGAAGAUGAGGGCUCAUUUCAAAUCAACAAGGCGAUGGCCCACGAUACUUUCCUUGCCACAGAUGGAGUGUUGGCGAGUCCAAACACAAUAGCUGCAAUGGUAAGAGCGGUGUUCGAGCCAGCAAUAGUGCAGCAUUUUGGGUUCUCGGCGGGAAUUAUGGAUGACUUUGCUAGUGUAGUGGAGCGACUCUCGACUACGAGUGCCGUUGAAGCUGAAUUCCCAUUAGCUUGCUUAUGUUUUUCGCUCACCAGAGCACGUUGAUUGUUGAUACUGUAUUGAGUUUAUCAUAACACAUUUGGAUCGAUAUGUUCUAGUCUCUA